AUGGCUGACGUAGUUAUGUCCGGCGCUCUCCCACCUAACGACCCUCCAAACCCGGGGGAUGGUCGGGAUGGUCGGCAGCCAGCCGACCGUGUCGACCUCCCCCAGGGGGAGGAGGAGGAGCCCGAACAGGGCCAAGGGGCCGAGGAGGCCCAGUAUGAAGAAGAAGACAACUUCUUCAAGAAGCCCUCACGGGCUGAACUUAAACGCCGUCGCCGCCAGUCCCAGCGCGACAAACGUGAAUACCAGCGCCUCAGAGACGAGUACAUUACUGAGGUUGCUAUUCAGAUUGGUCGUCAUGUUGCUCAAUACAUGUGUCAACACGGGCUCAUGCCCAGGCCCGGACUGAGGCCUUUGCCGGCCAGCAGGCCGAACUGCUUCGUGGUCGUGGGGGGGUGCGUGGUCGUGGUGGGGGGCCCCGUGGAGAUCGUGGAGGGCAUGGAGGGCGUGGAGGGCGUGGAGGGCGUGGAGGGCGUGGAGGGCGUGGAGGGCGUGGAGGGCGUGGAGGGCGUGGAGGGCGUGGAGGGCGUGGAGGGCGUGGAGGGCGUGGAGGGCGUGGAGGGCGUGGAGGGCGUGGAGGGCGUGGAGGGCGUGGAGGGCGUGGAGGGCGUGGAGGGCGUGGAGGGCGUGGAGGGCGUGGAGGGCGUGGUGGCCGUGGUGGCCGUGGGGAUGGAGGCCGUGGGCGUGGUGGAGCUCCAAGCUCCGGGGGAGGUGACGCUGCUCGGCAGCAAGAGUAGACUGUCGGUGCUUUCUCUUGACCAGUUGAAGGACCAGUUGAAAGACCAGUUGAAAGACCAGUUGAAAGACCAGUUGAAAGACCAGUUGAAAGACCAGUUGAAAGACCAGUUGAAAGACCAGUUGAAAGACCAGUUGAAAGACCAGUUGAAAGACCAGUUGAAAGACCAGUUGAAAGACCAGUUGAAGCGCCUCUUUAAAGACUAA
Molecule: messenger RNA, 939 nt
Organism: Penicillium daleae
Lineage: Eukaryota; Fungi; Ascomycota; Eurotiomycetes; Eurotiales; Aspergillaceae
Exons: 6
Coding region: 1-939 (312 amino acids)
Source: RefSeq, a predicted model, not a curated record